This is a messenger RNA of Manis javanica (Malayan pangolin), 7123 nucleotides long. It is a transcript of the gene CYP7B1, whose product is annotated as cytochrome P450 family 7 subfamily B member 1. Gene Ontology annotation, biological process: bile acid biosynthetic process; cholesterol homeostasis. Lineage: Eukaryota; Metazoa; Chordata; Mammalia; Pholidota; Manidae. Gene Ontology annotation, molecular function: heme binding; oxysterol 7-alpha-hydroxylase activity; iron ion binding. The record is from RefSeq and is a predicted model, not a curated record.
GAGGGCGCGGCUAAGGGAUGAGGAACUCAAGCGACUCACUUCCAAAUAAAACAAAAAUCCCCCUCUUCCAGGUCCUCGGAGACUCGUUCUGGGCAGAUUCUACCCUUCCCCCCCUUAAGCAGUCCUUCCUGCCCGAGGAGCCGGGGCGCGGUUUUCCAGAAGCGGCCGGGCCUGCGACCGAGGCGCGGGCGGCGCGUGGGAGGGGGCUGGGCCGGGGGAGGGGAGUCCAGGAUUUAGCGGCUCAGCCGGGGGCUCGCCGCGUCUUUCCGGGCACCGCCACGGACAGGCCCGCCUAUCCGGCCCGGAGCGACAGAGCGCAGCCGAGAGCAGCCGCCGCAGGGGGCACAGUCGCUGCCCCCGCCUCGGAGAGAGACGCCGGGCUGCCCGCCGCCGCGCGCGCGCGAACCGCUCAAUGGAAGACGUGUCCGCGGGCAUGGGCCUCUUCUCGCAGGAGCCGUCGCUGCUGCAGCCACCCGCCAUCUGGGGCCUGGUCCUCGCUGCGGCCCUGCUGCUCCUCGUCCUCUGCCUGAGCCUCCGGCGCACCAGGAGACCUGGUGAGCCUCCAUUGAUAAAAGGCUGGCUUCCUUACCUGGGAGAAAUCCUGAAAUUACAUAAAGAUCCUUUAGGUUUCAUGAGAACUCUUCAAAAGCAACAUGGUGACACUUUCACCAUUCUCCUUGGGGGAAAUUACUUUACAUUUAUCCUGGACUCUUUCCAGUACCACUUAGUGAUGAAAAAUCACAAUUUAAGCUUUCGAAUAUUUAGUAAUAAACUGCUGGAGACAGUAUUUUCCAUCAAAAACUUGAUGUACAAUGAUGACCUGAAUGAUGAGCUUCAUGUCUGCUAUCAAUUUUUACAAGGGAAACCUUUUGACUUAGUCUCAGAAAACAUGAUGCAGAAUUUAAAACAAGUUUUUGAAGCCCAACUAUUAAAAACUACAAGUUGGGAUGUGGCAUACCUGUUGCCAUUCUGCAGCUCAGUAAUAUUUGACAUCACAUUUAUUACCCUGUAUGGAAAAUUUAUUGCUGGUGACAGGAAAAAAAUUAUUACUGAGUUAAAAGAUGAUAUGUUAAAAUUUAAUGACAAGUUCCCAUAUUUGGUAUCAGGCAUACCCAUUCUAGGAAAUGCCAAGUUUCUUCAAAAGAAAAUUACAAAACAAUUUAUGCCAGAAAAGUUAGCUAAGCUACAAGGAUGGGCAGAAGUAAUUCAAAUGAGGCAAAACAUCCUGGAGAAAUACUAUGCACUGGAGGACCCUGAAAUGGGAGCACAUCAUUUCGCCCUUUUCUGGGCCUCUUUGACAAACACUAUUCCAGCUAUGUUCUGGGCGAUGUAUCACCUUCUGCGGCACCCAGAAGUUAUGGCGGUGCUGCGUGAGGAAAUUGACCAUUUGCUGGAGUCAACAGGUCAAAAGAAAGGGCCUCACUUUUCCAUCCACUUCACCAGAGAACAAUUGGACAGCCUGAUCUACUUAGAAAGCACUGUUCUCGAAGUUUUACGACUGUGCUCAUUUUCGAGCGUCCUUCGUUUUGUUAAAGAGGAUAUGAUUCUACAUUUAGAGACCCGGGACUACCGUCUGCGGAAGGGGGACUUCAUAGCCAUCUUACCCCCAAUGUCACACUAUGACCCGGAAAUCUUUGAAGCUCCAGAGGAGUUUAGAUUUAAUCGUUUUGUAGAAGAUGGUAAGAAGAAAACCACCUUUUUCAAAAGAGGGAAGAGACUGAAAUAUUACCUAAUGCCAUUUGGAUUAGGAACCAGCAAAUGUCCAGGCCGGUUUUUAGCAAUUGUUGAAAUAAAGCAAUUAUUGAUCGUACUUUUAACUUACUUUGAUUUUGAAAUAAUUGAUGAUAAGCCUGUAAAUCUAAACUACAACCGCCUUUUGCUUGGUGUUCAACAUCCAGAUUCUGAUGUUUUAUUUAGGUACAAAGUAAAAUCUUGAAGAUGCUGAAAGUAGAAAAGAAAUCCAUCAAAACUAACCAAACAGCCUCUGUUCGUCUAUUUGCUUUUAAUCUCUGCAAAUGUAAUUGUUUUGUUUGUAUGUGUGUCUAAAAAGUGCCAAAUUCUAUUUGAUCUGAGGUCAGUCCAGUUUGCACUUGGCCACAAAACACAUUAUAAAACAAAACAGGAUGGUGGCAUGAAAAUGGACCUCAAAAGCAACAUAAUGAUAAACAAAAUAGUUUUUUUAAUUUCUGCAUGUUAUGUUCUUCACCUAUCUUAGUAAAUGAACAGAAAUCAAUUGGAUACUGUGGAUUUUUUGGUCACUCAACUUCUUCUCUAAUAUGUACAAACACAUUUCAUAUACUACUGGAAAUUUGUGCUGGAAAUGGAUAUAGUCUAACAAAUUCCGAAUUCUCAAGAGAAGGAAAUUACAUUUCCAUGAGAUACAGUGGAUGAAGAUACUUCCUUCAAAUAUAAUAGCAAUAAUUUCUAUAUUGCCAGUAUACAUUUGCAUUAAAUGAGUUUUGUGGUAGAGUAAAUGUUUCAACUUUACUUCAGUAUUUAAUCAUCCAUAAAUGCUUUUUAUUACUUUGUAUACUAUGGCUCAGUAGAACAAAAUUCCUUGUUAUAUAAGACCAUUCAUGUUCAAGUUAGAUACUGGUAAGACUUAAUGUCUAAGAACACACAUAACCUAUUAUUUUUAAUCAGUUGCCCUAGACAUUAGUAUUAUGCUUAUUGUAGAAGCAAAUAUUGAAGUCAUUACAGGAUUGAUUAUAGCAUUUGGCUUUAUUGUAAACUAAAAGAGUUAUGCCAGUAUUAUAAUUAAUUCUUUCCUAAAUGCUUUCAUUAAUAUAACUGAGAAACUAGAGAGCAGUAUUUGUUCUUGACACCUCACCCUUUUGGGCUUGGAGUUCCGUCGUUUUAUUUUGAGUCACAACAUUAAGUAAGCCGUAUAAUUUCAUAUGCCAUAAUGCAGCCUUGUGUCCAUGAUUCAAAGAGUUGUACUAUCAGACUACCAAAUGAUUGUCUGGCAUCUGACAUGAAGGAUGAUGUUCUGUGUAAACAGGCAAAACAAGUAAAUGAAUCCAGUUAAUUCAUGCUGCAUAAAUUGGAACUUCUAUUAUUUCAGAAAUGUGCUAUUGUUUUUUAAAAGGAAAUUGAUUUUUAAAAUAACAUAAUUACCAUACAUAAUAAGUAAAUAGAUUUUCUAGCAUUUAUUUCUCUUUCCUGAAGUACAUGCUCUAAACAUUCCUGAGUGAAGGUCUGCUAGUCCAAACUGUUUUUGCUUAAUUGAAAACAUCUUCAUUUUUGCCUUAUUUCUUAAAGAUGAUUUUUCUCAGUGCACAAUCUACAUCGACAGUUACUUCCUCAUAGCACUUGGAAGAUAUUACAUGUUCUUAAGGCUUUCACUUUUGUUAUUAAGAGGUUAGCCAUCAGUCAGUUUAAUUAUUCAAUAGGUAGUCUGCCUCUUCUCUCUAAUAGCUUUAACAUGUUUCUUUGUCUUCAAUGUUCUUAGUUUCUUUCUAUUUAUCAUGGUUACAUGUCACAGUGCUCCCCCAGUCUGAGGAAGUGUGUCUUUCAUCAAGUAUGGAAUAUUCUGAGCCAUAAAGUCUUUGAAAAAUAGCUCUCUCUGACCCUGUGUUAGAUCCUCUCACUCAAUAUUCCAUGCUGCUUGACUUUUUCUCUCUAUAUUUUCUAUCUCUAAUUUACACUCUAAGUAAUGUGUGUAGAUCUCUCUUCCAGUUUAUUCUCCAUGCAGUGUAGCUAAUGUGCUGUUUAACUCAUCCAUUGAGUUUCUUCCUUCUUUUUAUUUUAACCUCAGCUUCACAGGAUUAAGUGAUCAAACUCUGUAUACUCCUUAGUUUAUAGUACACAAUUAAAGUUGGUCCAAGCAAGGACCCCUGGUAUGUAUCUUUAUAAUAUAUAUACUGUUAUCUUCGGUGUGUACGUUUUUAAUUUCCUCAGUGCAUUUUCUGUAGACCAGAGCCUUCUAAAUUUUCUUACUAAGUGCUAUGUUUUAAAGAUACAUCCACAUCACAUUUGAAGAUGACUUCAUUUUGUCCUCAUUCUUGAUGGUACUUGGUGCACAAGUCUAGGCAGACAGUUAUUUCCUCCCACCACUUAGAAGAUAUUGCUUUCAUUUAUUGCUUCUAACUACUGCAUAGUAUUUCACAGUGUGCACCCACCAUGUUUUAAUGCUCUAUUUACCCAGUGAUAGAAACUAUAUCAGUAGGAUGGUUUCUUUGGGGUAGAGGCCAAAGCAGGACCUAAAAACUCUAUCCUCCCCAUCCUCCCACUGCCAUGUCCAGCCACUCUCCACCCUGGGCUGCUGCAAACCCACACGACAUUUGGUCAUGACAGCCUUCAUUCUCCUUGAGAUGUUCUAGAUUUGUUAUGUUCAAUCCUCAGAUCCUUAUGACCCUCUCCAUCCUUGGGGUCUCAGGGUUGAUUUUGAGUCAGGGCACCAGCUACCAACCUGUCAGCUUUCAGUUUUCAAUCCCACUGAGUUUGCUAAAUUCAGUGAUUCCUGUUCACUUUGAGAACUCUUGAUUCUUCGUAUCUGCCUGGUCAUUUUUAAUAAUAUCUUGUUAUACACUCAAUAUCCUCUUUCAUUUAUUUAAAUAUGUUAAGAAACCUAUUUUGUAUUCUGUAUCUGAUACUUCCAAAUUUAUCAGUGUUUCGUGGGUGUGCAGUUUGUUGGUUUCUUGUCCAUAAGACUUAUUCAGUAUGACUUGGUUACUGAACCCAGAUUCCUUGGAAUUUUAUCUCUGGAAAUUUUAUAAGACCUGAGUUUAAAGUUCAUUCCUCCAGAGAGAAUUUGUGUUUGCUUGUCUGACUGCUGAUGUUACUAUCAAACUCAGAUUACUUUAACUUUUUAGCUUGAGUGUUUUGAGAGGAGUUGGGGGAUGAGAGCUACAGAGGUAGUGUGAGCUCUAGCCCUAGAUCAGUUGCAAUGCAGUCCUGUGAUUAGAAAUAAUCAGGAGAGACUUGCUGCGUUUUUUUCCCUUUCAUCCAGAGCCAUCACUGAUUCUGCAAGUACACCCACAGUCUUGCUCUAUGGAGCAAGGUUUCUUUCUAGCUCACCUACUAAGGAUGUUGCCUUUGCAAGUUCUUGGUUUUGUGCAGAAGUCCUGGAUUUCACACACACCUACCGUCUUGAGCCCUGUGCUUUAUCUCCUGCCUUCCACAAAGUGUAGUCCAUUCGUUUUGUACUAGGACACCUAGUAUGCCAUAUUGCCUGAAGCAGAAAUGUCUAUAAUCUUAAAUUCAUCUUAGUAGCACACAUUUGUGAUGGUAUAGUAGACAUAACACAGUAAAUUACUCCAUUCAAAUUCAUAACUAAAAGUGAGUACAGGAAUUUAUAGUAGAAAGUAAAAGUAAUAAAGUGAUUGAGAAAAUAUAUAAAAGCAAUAGCCAGUGGAGCCAAAAUGAGAGAGUCUUGUGACAGACUGAGAUCUAGUAAUUAAAGAGUGUUAAUGAACAGAAAAAAAAUGGAGAAAUAAGUGACAAGACAUGGAUUCUAACUGCGACAUAGCUGGUUUGUUGUUAUUGACAAGUCACUUGGCCUCUCAGUGCUUCAGUUUCGUUACUUGCAAAAUAAAAUAAUGCCGUUUUGACACCAGGGUUCAUUAUAAGGAUAAAGCAUAGUAAGAUAAGUGAAUUUAUUUUGAAAAGGGCAAUCCAAUAUGCAAAUGUAAAGUUGUAAAGGAGAUAGGCUAACAAUGCUGUGCCUUUUAAAAACUGUUCUUAUGUUAAAGAGAAUCAUUCUUUAGUCCUUAGGUAAUUACUUAUUCAUUUAUUCAAUCAAACAUUUUUGAGCAUUUCCUCUAUUCUAGAUAUGAUGUUACGCAGUGGAUUGCCCUUCUUCAAGAGCACACAAUUUACUAGAGAGGGCAACACAUACACAAGUAAUUUAUUAUAAAUGUAGUUGUAAUACAUCUUUUUAAAAAGUUCUUAAAUUCUGAUAUAUCAUUAGUACUAAUUAACCUUUCAUCACUCAUUCCAAAGUAGUGUUCUGUAAUGAGAAAUACUAUAGACAUAAUUACACACAAUAAAACAUAUACAACAGGCAUGACAGUCACUGAGGCUCCAGAAAUUUUUUAAUGGCAUUUUAAAUAUCACAAACUUACAUCUUUUCAGAUUAACAGCCUCCUCCAAGUUUCACAUUGAAGGAAAUUGGUAACUAAUAAUUUUUUUAUAUCAAUGACCAACAGUAAUGAAGCAUUCAGAUAGCAAAAACUAAAUGCUCUGAAGAUAUUAAGAAAAAAGCUGUUUAGCACUAAAUAAGGCAUGCUGAUAAGCAACCUAUUUGGAAACUUUUAUCUGCCUUGUUUUAGCUUUGCUGGCACAGUUCAUUGUAUCUUCUCCAUUUUAGCAUUAAGUUUGGGUCCCAAGUCUAAGGCAAAGAACUUCCAUGCUCAAAAUUUUCAUGAUUACAUCUGUUUAUUUUCUCAUAAAAAAAGAAUUUAUGUAACACUUCCUAUUAUAAAUUCUAAUUUAACAGUGGAAUGUUAAGACCAAUUUCAAAGAUCAAAGCACAAAAAUUAUCUAAGUUUUGAUCUUAGUAUAAAAUAAUGUCAAUAAUUAUAAAACAAGAAUUAUAUGCCCUUAGAAUGUGCUCUGCUUUGAACUAUUAAAUUCACUGAUAUUGCAAUCUAUUAUUUACUUGAACUGCAUUAUUAGCUAUUCAUAUCCACAUACUCAAUUAAGAAAAAGGUAGCAAGCCAAGAUUACAUUCCCUGUAGCAUUAUUUUAAAUUAUAAUGAGCAAUCACAUAAAACUCUAGUAUUUCUCGAAAGCAAUUAUUACUUACUCUACUUCACAGUGUUAAUCUAAAUCAGUGAUCAUUGAUGUUUGAACUUUUUAGCUUAAAUGUUUAUUUUGUUCAUAAUACUUUUUUGAGUAAGCUAAAUUUAAUUCAUAAAAAAUUCUGCACAAUUUUAAAUAGGAGAUAAUUUGGCAAUACUUAUGUUUAAAAAUAUUUUUUAGUCAGAGAUAUGCUGUGUAUUUUUAAAAGCUGUUGUCCUGAAUUGUUUGUUCAAUAUUAUCUUUUGAUUUUAAAAUGGUAUAUAUGUGGACUUAUAAGGAAGCAAAUUUUAAAGAUUUCGGAUGAGAAAUGCAAGUGCUUUGUAAAUCUAAUUUUCUUUUAUUUUCAACAAGAAUUCAGUAAAUCAACUUUUAAAGCACA